Messenger RNA from Owenia fusiformis, 2302 nucleotides. The record is from the annotation of a GenBank genome assembly. Lineage: Eukaryota; Metazoa; Annelida; Polychaeta; Sabellida; Oweniidae.
AAACUCGAUAACACAGAGACGAGAUUUCAUUUUUCUGGAAAAGGUAUGAUCUAACGAAAGUCCUUGGAUUCAGGAGACUGGAUAGUAAAGACCGACACUAAUAAACAAACUUACCAGAAGAACUAUUUAUUAUAAUAUAUAUAAAAACUAUAAUAUAAUGUCGUCACAAAGGACAAUACUACAUAAAGUGUGUGUUGCACUGACACUGUUAAUAGUGGGAUUUAUACAUGUGGCGAGGAGUGAGAUGUUUACAGCCCUUGCAGAUGUAGAGAGAAUCCUACAUGUAGAGAAAGACAUAGCCAAUGAUCUCAGAGAAUAUAUUGCCAGCGAGGAGGCUAGGCUGGAAAAAAUUAGAAAAGUGGCCGAUGACUAUGAAUCCCAUAGUAAUGAAGGUUUAAGUGAUAUUGUCCACCAUGUGGGCCAUCCUGUUAAUGCAUUCUUGCUUGUGAAACGAUUCACACUUGACUGGAAGAAUGUUGAGGACCUUCUCAAGAAUGAUACAUCUCAAGAAAUUAUUAAUCGUAUAAAUGGGCAUCAAGAGAGAUUCCCGGAUACAGAGGAUCUAGGUGGCGCCGCUACAGCAUUGUUACGUCUUCAAGACACAUAUGAGAUUCCUACUUCAAAGUUGGCACUUGGGGAGGUGGGGAAGAAGAAAUCUAGUCCCAUGACAGCCAAUGACUGUUUUGAACUAGGCAAAUCAGCAUACCUGAAUGGUGACCAUUACCACUGCAUCUUAUGGAUGGACGAAGCUAUAGAUAUCUAUGAGAAUGAGCGUAAUAAAACAGUUGAUAAAGCAACUGUGCUUGAUUAUUUGUCAUAUUCACUUUAUCUGCAAGGCAAUGUGCGUCACGCACUCGUUUUGACCAAUGAGCUUAUCUCGCUUGGUAAUGUGAGACCAGCACUGAAGUUGACCAAUGAAUGGUUACUACUUGUGCCAGAUCACGAGAGAGCAUCCAACAAUAAGAAAUACUAUGAGAGUCUUAUAGAGAAAGAAGAAAGUGAACCUGGUAAGCGUGGAGACUCUGGGGAGAAAGUGAAAAAUGAACGGCCGACUGAUGAAUACAAACGUUCAACAGAGUUUAUUGUGUAUGAGAAACUGUGCAGAGGAGAGGAUACACAUGAAAUCCCAUCACCACACACUCUUGCAUGCAGUUACAAUGACAAUAACAGUCCAUUUCUGAAGCUACAGCCAAUCAAACAAGAGGUUGUGUUCCACGAUCCUAGAAUCGUAAUCCUUCAUGACGUUAUGUCUGACAGUGAAAUUGAGGUUAUAAAAACUUUAGCAGCUCCCAGGCUUCAGCGUGCAACAGCGCGUAAUAUUGUAACUGGAAAAUUCGAGCCAGCUCAUUAUAGAAUAAGCAAAAGGGGAUCCCCCAGGAUUUAUACAACAGUGGGUGAUAAUGGUUUUCGCUGUACCCCCGGAGGAUCCCCAUUUAAUGUUGUAAAGCUGGCACGAUCAACUGUAUUUGACCCUAAAAAGAAAAACACACAAGGAGCAUCAGCCAAUGUGCAAAGCUAUAGAACUAGUAAAGGUAUGUGGCUGGACAACUUCGAUCACCAUGUGGUAGACCGUGUUGACAGGCGGGUCCAUGCUUUCACUGGCUUCGAUUCAGAAACAACUGAACAGCUACAGGUGGUGAACUAUGGGAUAGGUGGUCAUUAUGAGCCUCAUUUUGACUAUGCCAGGAACACUCCUGCCGAGAAACAUACAUUUGAAGAAUUCCGGGGUAACCGAAUUGCAACUGUGUUAUUUUAUAUGACUGAUGUUGAAUUAGGUGGUGCCACUGUCUUUCCAACUAUAGGAGCAAAAGUUUUUCCUAAAAAAGGUACGGCAGUUUUCUGGCACAACCUUCACAAGAGUGGGGAAGGAGAUGAGUUGACACGUCAUGCAGCUUGUCCAGUUCUAGUCGGCUCAAAAUGGGUCAGCAACAAGUGGAUCCACGAAAGAGGCCAGGAAUUCAGGAGGCCAUGUGGGUUAUCUGCAGAUGAAUAAACAUCUCUAAUAUAAAGCUCAUAGCUGAUCAUUAUAGUGAGGAUAAUCAAUGAAACAUUAUGCAAUAAUUCACUAUAAUGUGAUUUAAUACACAUUGCUCAUUUGUGCAUCCACCUAACAUGUACAUGCUGGGAGUAGGGCUGUCUGGAUAAAUAAUCACUUAGGUUAGUAUGUUGUGGCUACCCAGAUUAAUAAAUCACCCAAUAGGAAGGACACCUAAGAGUAAAGAUUGCUGAAUUAAUACUCAAUAUGAAAGAUCAAAGAAUUUUCAUGAACAUCCAAGUGCCAUGAUAUGAUAAUAUGGCCCAU